Messenger RNA from Linum tenue, 861 nucleotides. Lineage: Eukaryota; Viridiplantae; Streptophyta; Magnoliopsida; Malpighiales; Linaceae. The record is from the annotation of a GenBank genome assembly.
AUGGCUUCCUGCCAUGUCCGUUCAGUCAGUUUGCCUUCUCAAGCUUCUCACCCUCCAGCUUUCUCCAUCAUCCAACAGCAACUACACGACCUCAAGACGGCUCCACAAUCAGCUGGAUCUCUGAGACACAACAUCAUCAACCUGAAGGCUUUGUCACAGUGCAUAGACGACUUGCUCCAAACCCAACUUUCAGAACAGAGGAGCUCCCCUGAACCUGCAACUCGACUAGCCGUCGAGAGCUUGUUGGAUGCAUCAAUCAAGUUGCUGGACAUGUGCAGCUCAGUUCGGGACAUUAUGUCGCGGAUGAAGCAGUCGAUGAGAGAUCUCGAAUCGUCUCUCAGGAGGAUUCGAUCGGACUACUCGAGCCAAGUCGAUGGUUACUUGGUCUGCAGGAAAGGGUUGGGUCGUUUGGCCUGCAAGAACAUUAAGAUCAUGGAGAAGAGCCGAUGGAAUUACAUGUCGUCGGAGGAGGAGGAGAAGAGCUCGAAUAUGGUUGGGGAUUUGGUAAGCUUGUUGAGGGGAGUUGAGGAAAUAUGUGUUGCAGAGUUCAAGGCCAUUUUGUGGUUUGUUUCUGCACCAAGAAAGCCACAUUACUCCGUGGUCUCAAAGCUGAUGCAUUCCAAGAGAGAAGUGGUGGAGAAAGGGGAGAUUAGAACUGCAACGGUAGUAGAGAAGAAGAUUGAUGCUGAAAUGUUUGCGAUCAAGUCGAGCAAGUUUGUUAAUGCAGAACAGAUUGGUCGCUUGUUGAGAGGACUUGAGGGGUUUGGAUCAAGCUUGGAGGAAGCAGAGAAUGGAUUGGAGGGUCUUUUCAGGAGGCUGUUGAGAUCAAGAGUUUUGCUUCUCAACAUUCUCAGCAAUUAG